Molecule: messenger RNA, 1521 nt
Organism: Dujonia railenensis
Lineage: Eukaryota; Fungi; Ascomycota; Pichiomycetes; Serinales; Debaryomycetaceae
Source: the annotation of a GenBank genome assembly
AUGGAAAAAAAAGUCUUGGAAGGUAGUGAUCUCGAAGUUUCGGUUUCACGCCCAAUAGAGAAAAGAGGUUUAGAAGAAGUGAAUCAAGAAGAUGUUGCUCCCAAAAAUAUAAUCGAUAAGUUAGGUCUUAGAUUUAAUGCGGAAAUUCGUGGUGUUGAAAGAGUUCCUGAAGAUCAGCGCCUGAAAGGUUCCAUGCUCACUCCAUUCUUUAUUUACGCCUCUCCAAAUUUGGCUAUUGCUGCACUCUCAACUGGUGCAUUAGGAACAGCCUCAUUUGGGUUGGAUUUUUGGACUUGUACGAUCGUUAUCAUAAUAUGGUCGUUUAUAGGUGCUCUUCCAGUGGGACUAUUCGCAGUCUUUGGUAUGAAAUUUGGUUUGAGACAACAAAUUUUAUCUAGAUACUUCACUGGUAACAUCAUGGGUAGAGUCUUCGCCUUGUUCAAUGUCAUUAGUUGCAUUGGAUGGAACGCAAUUAAUAUCAUCCCAUCUGUUGAACUCUUAGCACAAUUGGGACCAUUACCACCAUGGGCAGGGUGUCUUAUAUUCGUUGUUAUCACUUGCGUUAUUGCAAUGUGGGGUUACAAAUACAUCCAUUUGUAUGAAAGGUACUCUGGGAUCCCAAAUUUCAUCAUAUACUUGGUUAUUAUUGCAAGAUUGACAAUGCUGAAAAACUUCACUUUUGGUACUAUGGGUAAGGGAACCGCUGAAGCGGGAAACGUCUUGACAUUUAUUGCACUCAUAUUCGGAUUUGUUGCAGGUUGGUGCCCUUCUGCAGCGGAUUUUAUGGUCUAUUUACCUUCCAAUACCAAGAGUUGGAAAGUCUUCUGGCCCAUGGUUUUUGGGUUAUCUUUACCUUCGAUGUUUGCCUUAAUCUUAGGAGCAGCAUGUGGUCUGGCUACUGCAACUGAUCCAGAUUGGGCUGAUGCAUUUGAGUCCGAUUCAAUUGGUGGAUUAGUAUACGCCAUCUUAGUUCCAAACAGUUUACAUGGAUUCGGGAAAUUUUGCUGUGUUAUCUUGGCCCUUUCAGGAGUGGCUAAUAAUUUACCGGGUUCUUACUCUUUGUCUUUAGCAAUUCAAGCUGUUUGGUCACCAUUGGCUAAAUUUCCAAGAAUUGGUUGGUGUUUCGUAGGAAACUUCUUAUCGUUAGCACUUUCCAUCCCAGCCUACUACAAGUUUCUGGCAACAAUGUCGAAUUUCCUCUCUAUUAUUGGAUACAACGUCUCGAUUUAUAUUGGUAUCUCAUUAUCGGAAAUUUUAGUUAUAAGAAGAAGCUGGAGUGCCUAUGAUUUUUCCAAUUUUGAUGACGGAUCUACCGUCCCCAUAGGAAUUGCUGGUGUGUUCACAUUCUGCUGUGGGGUUGCAACCACAGUGCUCAGUAUGAAUCAAACGUGGUACCUGGGAGUUAUUUCACAAAAAUUCGGAGAGUACGGAGGUGAAGUUUCAUUUGAAUUGAAUAUUGUUGCUUGCUUCAUAAUUUAUUCAAUAGUUAGGCCAAUUGAAAAGAAAUAUUUCAAAAGAUAG